AUGUCUUCCUCUACCAGCUCUAAUCACACAGUCACUAUCAAGAGCACCUUGAAGGAUAUUACUAACUGGAUCGACUGGUACGAAGAGAUCAAGAACUACGCCCAACGCAUCAAAGUUUGGGACUACGUCAACCCAACCUUUGUCGAAACCCCUGCCUUAGAUGGAAAGGAAGCUGUAGCGCAGCCUAUCUAUAAGUCUCCUACCAUUCCUUCUCGUCUAACUGCAGACACGGAUCUCAGCCUACAACAAUGGAUCUGGAAAUCCUUUGACUACGAGAAAAGGGAGUACGAUCUCCGUGAAAAUGAACUGAAGAACCUGGCCAACGCUAUCACCGCUUCUGUCAGUGGUGGUAUGACUCGAUACAUCAAGGAUAAAUAUCUCGCCAAGGACAUGUUGGAGUCGCUCCACCGUUACGCCGCCCCACAGUCAACUUAA
Messenger RNA from Eremomyces bilateralis CBS 781.70, 435 nucleotides. RefSeq lists its product as uncharacterized. Lineage: Eukaryota; Fungi; Ascomycota; Dothideomycetes; Eremomycetales; Eremomycetaceae. Bases 1 to 435 code for a protein of 144 amino acids. The transcript has a single exon. The record is from RefSeq and is a predicted model, not a curated record.